Molecule: messenger RNA, 6964 nt
Organism: Rhinopithecus roxellana (golden snub-nosed monkey)
Lineage: Eukaryota; Metazoa; Chordata; Mammalia; Primates; Cercopithecidae
Gene: MCF2L
Product: MCF.2 cell line derived transforming sequence like
Exons: 30
Coding region: 427-4083 (1218 amino acids)
Biological process (GO): intracellular signal transduction; positive regulation of Rho protein signal transduction
Cellular component (GO): cytoplasm; extrinsic component of membrane
Molecular function (GO): protein binding; guanyl-nucleotide exchange factor activity
Source: RefSeq, a predicted model, not a curated record
GCAUUGUUGCUGGAUACUGGAAUGAUGCACGCAUGCUCUGUUGGACACUGGAAUGCUGGUGCAUGUGCACAUGUUAUUGGCAUGAGCUGUAGUUCAAACCUCAGCCAUUUAAUGCUUGAAUUCUCAAACCAUUCAUGGAAAAGGGUACUUUUUCCUGCUGGAAUUCUCUCUCUCUUUUUUUAACUGGUGGGGGAGUGGGGUUGGGCGGGGGGGGGGGGGGGGGUCUUGCUACAUUGCCCAGACUCAAACUUCUGAACUCAAAUGAUCCUCCUGCCUCUGCCUCUGCUUCUGCCUCGGCCUCCGGAGUAGCUGGGACUACAGGCCUGAAAUAUUGUUUCUUUAAGGAAGGGCACGUUACCUGUAAUACCAAACCACAAGAGGAUAGCCGCGGUUUUGGGUGAGGAGAGCUCAGAGAGUUUCUUGCACAUGGCCCUGUGGUGGCGGCCAUGGCCCUGCAUAGACACGAGCUGGAAUCUGCAGGUGGCAGCCAGGACGCUGCGGGUGUCAAGUGCACAGUGUGGCCUGGUGCCAACCAUGGCGAGGGUGGAGAGUCCCGUGCCUGCAGUGCGCGCUUCCUACACCGGGUCCUGCGACCUUGGGCAGGCGAUGCCCCUGCGGGAAGGGGCUGGUCCAUCUCCGGCCAGCCACGGACCCACGCAUGGACCCAGCGACUCGCGGACCUGCUUACCUGGGCGCGGCGCGGGUGGCAUGCGGCCACGCGGAGGGGGCGCGCUCGGCUGCUGCGGCCUCUGCAGCUUCUGCACCUGCCGCGGGGCGGCCGGAGAUGAAAUCAUGCACCAGGACAUCGUCCCACUCUGUGCUGCCGACAUCCAGGACCAGCUGAAGAAGCGCUUUGCUUACCUGUCCGGUGGGCGGGGGCAGGACGGAAGCCCGGUCAUCACCUUCCCUGACUACCCGGCCUUCAGCGAGAUCCCGGACAAGGAGUUCCAGAAUGUCAUGACCUACCUCACCAGCAUCCCCAGCCUGCAGGACGCUGGCAUCGGAUUCAUCCUGGUGAUAGACCGGCGGCGGGACAAAUGGACCUCCGUGAAGGCGUCCGUCCUGCGCAUCGCAGCAUCUUUCCCGGCAAACCUGCAGCUCGUCCUUGUGCUUCGCCCGACGGGUUUUUUCCAAAGGACUCUCUCCGACAUCGCUUUCAAAUUCAAUAGAGAUGACUUUAAGAUGAAGGUGCCGGUCAUAAUGCUGAGCUCCGUACCAGAUUUACACAGUUACAUCGAUAAGUCGCAGCUGACCGAGGACCUGGGCGGGACCCUGGACUAUUGCCACUCCCGGUGGCUGUGCCAGCGCAUGGCCAUCGAAAGUUUCGCCCUCAUGGUGAAGCAGACGGCUCAGAUGCUGCAGUCCUUCGGGACCGAGCUGGCCGAAACAGAGCUGCCCAAUGACGUCCAGUCGACGAGCUCAGUGCUGUGUGCGCACACAGAGAAGAAGGACAAGGCGAAGGAGGAUUUGAGGCUGGCACUGAAAGAGGGGCACAGCGUUCUGGAGAGCCUCGGGGAGCUGCAGGCUGAGGGCUCAGAGCCCGGCGUGAACCAGGACCAGCUCGACAACCAGGCCACCGUGCAGAGGCUCCUGGCCCAGCUGAAUGAAACGGAGGCUGCCUUCGAUGAGUUCUGGGCAAAGCAUCAGCAGAAACUGGAGCAGUGCCUGCAGCUUCGGCACUUCGAGCAGGGCUUCCGGGAGGUCAAAGCCAUCUUGGACGCAGUGUGCCAGAAGGUAGCAACCUUCACGGACAUUGGCAACAGUCUGGCGCAUGUGGAGCACCUGCUGAGGGACCUGGCCAGCUUCGAGGAGAAAUCGGGUGUGGCUGUGGAGAGGGCCCGGGCCCUGUCCCUGGACGGCGAACAGCUCAUCGAGAACAAGCACUACGCUGUAGACUCCAUCCGCCCCAAGUGCCAGGAGCUCCGACACCUCUGCGACCAGUUCUCUGCAGAGAUCGUGAGGAGGAGGGGGCUGCUCAGCAAGUCCCUGGAGCUGCACCGCCGCCUGGAGACGUCCCUGAAGUGGUGUGAUGAAGGGAUUUACCUGCUGGCCUCACAACCUGUGGACAAGUGCCAGUCCCAGGACGGCGCGGAGGCUGCCCUCCAGGAAAUCGAGAAGUUUUUGGAGACCAGUGCGGAAAAUAAGAUCCAGGAGCUCAACACGAUUUACAAAGAAUACGAAUCCAUCCUCAACCAAGACCUCAUGGAGCACGUGCGAAAGGUCUUCCAGAAGCAGGCGAGCAUGGAGGAGGUGUUCCACCGCAGGCAGGCCAGCCUGAAGAAGCUGGCGGCCAGGCAGACGCGGCCCGUGCAGCCGGUGGCCCCCAGACCCGAGGCACUGGCAAAGUCUCCCUGCCCCUCCCCAGGCAUUCGGCGAGGCUCGGAGAACUCCAGCUCCGAGGGCGGUGCACUGCGGAGAGGGCCCUACCGGAGGGCCAAGAGUGAGAUGAGUGAGAGCCGGCAGGGCCGCAGCUCUGCAGGGGAGGAGGAGGAGAGCCUGGCCAUCCUGCGCAGGCACGUGAUGAGUGAGCUCCUGGACACAGAACGGGCCUACGUGGAGGAGCUGCUGUGUGUCCUGGAGGGCUACGCCGCGGAGAUGGAUAACCCACUGAUGGCUCACCUCCUGUCAACAGGCCUUCACCACAAGAAGGAUGUUUUGUUUGGAAACAUGGAGGAGAUCUAUCACUUCCACAACAGGAUAUUCCUCAGGGAGCUGGAAAACUACACCGACUGCCCAGAACUGGUUGGAAGAUGCUUUCUGGAGAGGAUGGAGGAUUUCCAGAUCUAUGAGAAGUACUGUCAGAACAAGCCCCGCUCCGAGAGCCUGUGGAGACAGUGCUCCGACUGCCCGUUCUUCCAGGAAUGCCAGAGAAAGCUGGACCACAAACUGAGCCUGGACUCCUACCUGCUGAAGCCGGUGCAGAGGAUCACCAAGUACCAGCUGCUGCUCAAGGAAAUGCUGAAAUACAGCAAGAACUGCGAGGGGGCUGAGGACCUGCAGGAGGCGCUGAGCUCCAUCCUGGGCAUCCUGAAGGCGGUGAAUGACUCCAUGCACCUCAUUGCCAUCACCGGCUAUGACGGGAAUCUCAGCGACCUGGGCAAGCUGCUGAUGCAAGGCUCGUUCAGCGUCUGGACCGACCACAAGAGGGGCCACACCAAGGUGAAGGAGCUGGCCAGGUUCAAGCCCAUGCAGCGGCACCUGUUCCUGCACGAGAAGGCGGUGCUCUUCUGUAAGAAGCGGGAGGAGAAUGGGGAGGGGUACGAGAAAGCCCCCUCCUACAGCUACAAGCAGUCCUUAAACAUGGCCGCCGUCGGCAUUACAGAGAACGUGAAGGGAGAUGCUAAGAAGUUCGAGAUCUGGUACAACGCGCGUGAGGAGGUCUACAUCGUCCAGGCACCAACUCCUGAGAUUAAGGCCGCAUGGGUGAAUGAAAUUCGGAAAGUGCUGACCAGCCAGCUGCAGGCUUGUCGAGAAGCCAGCCAGCACCGGACGCUGGAGCAGUCGCAGAGCCUGCCCCUGCCGGCCCCGACCAGCACCAGUCCCUCAAGAGGAAACUCAAGGAACCUCAAAAAGCUGGAAGAAAGGAAAACAGACCCCCUGAGCCUGGAGGGAUAUGUCAGCUCAGCACCACUGCCAAAGCCCCCCGAAAAGAGCAAAGGUUGGAGCAAAACUUCACACUCACUGGAGGCACCUGAGGAUGACGGGGGCUGGUCAAGUGCAGAAGAGCAGAUUAACUCGUCCGACGCCGAGGAGGACGGCGGGCUGGGCCUCAAGAAGCUGGUUCCGGGUAAAUACACGGUCGUGGCGGACCAGGAGAAGGGAGGCCCUGACGCGCUGGUCGUGAGGAGCGGGGACGUGGUGGAGCUGGUGCAGCAGGGCGACGAGGGCCUUUGGUACGUCAGGGACCCGACCACUGGCAAGGAGGGCUGGGUGCCGGCCAGCAGCCUGUCCGUCCAGCUCGGCCCGUCCGGCUCGGCCCAGUGCCUGAGCAGCUCAGAGUCGAGCCCGGGGUCGGCCGUGCUGAGCAACUCGUCCAGCUGCAGCGAGGGCGGCCAGGCCCCCUUCUCCGACCUGCAGGGGUAGCGCCGCGCAGCGUGGGCGCAGGAGACCCGCGCGCUGUCUGGGGCUGCCACUGCGAGGGCUGGCGUGGCACGGGGAGGGCGCAGUGCCCCCGGACGUUCCGAGGAAGGGGCACCUCACCGCCCCGACCCAGAGCGCCUGGCUGUGCGGGCUGCAGAGGACCCCUCCAGGGCAGAGGCUGGUUCCACGGAAGACCCCGGCCCGCUGGGGCUUCCUCGGAGACUCCAGAGCCCACAGAGGACGGGCCGCAGGGAACAGCCCCGGGCAGGAGGCGUCGGGCAGCGGCAUCUCCUGGCUCCACCCUGCUGCUUCUGCCUCCGGACGGCGCUUUCAGGGCGCGGGCAGACCAUGGUGGAGCUGCUUGGGCAGAAGUGGAUGAUUGACCAAUGGCCUGAGGAGAGCGGGGCUGGGGACUCUCUCUCUUUUACAAGUUUUAGGAUUUUUUUUAAGCAGGGAUCAAUCCCAUGGCCAUUUUUUGUGGUACUUUGGCCUCAAUUCUUUACCAGGAAUCACUGUGUUUACAUGAAAUGACAAUUUGAUACUGUAUUUGAUAGAAAACUAUUUUUUGUUACCGGGGUUUACAUAGAAGCACGCUGUUUAUACCAUUAAAUGACUUUGGGGGACUCUCCCGUGGGAACGGCUGCCACUCCCUGAAGCUCCCUGGUCACAGGUGGGUGAAAACGUGUCCCUGGGUGACAUCAGGUGGUGUCUGCACCACCAAAAGCGGUUAGAAGCCAAGGAGAUUCCUUUACCUACCUAGGGUUCAUUUUCAAAAGAAAAUUUAAACUAUAAUUUAAACAAUUAACUUUCUUUUCUACAAAAAAAAAAAAAGUAGGGACUUGAUUUUUUUGAAGAGCUUCACUGAAUUUGGAUAUUUUUAUUGCUUUUAAAGAAAAUACAAAGAUGCAGUUUCUGCAGGGUGUCGCGUGGACCAGUGCUGCUGACCAUAGCUCAGAGAGCCCCGCCCCUGCCUCACUGCACGGCAGCCUCCUCGGAGGCCGCACCUCCGCUCCCCUCGCCAGACACCCCCUGCCUCCCACCCAGGUCCACCUGCCACCUGGUGACCCCCUUGAGUACAGAAGCGUAAGUGGGGAGAGUAUUUUAUUCAAGUCACAGCAGAACUGGAAAGAAAACCUCUCCUGUUUUACCCCUUCUUGUGUUUCAGAAACAUAUUCUGUUAUUUUAAAGCCUUUCAGUGUCUAGUCUGCAGAUGUUUUGGUAUGUGUGCACCUCUGACCAUGUGUGUACGUGUGUGUCUUGCUGGAGAGGACAUAUUCGCUGUCCCCGUGCUGCUGGACGAGCCGCCUCACAGCCUCACGGUUCCCAGUCCCAGCACAGUGGAGGCGGGCGUGGCUGCAUUCCCCUCACGCUUCCCUCCAGGCGGCUUGCAGCCAUCACUGGCCAGACCUCCAGGGUGCGGAAUCAAUAGGAAGCGUGCAGAGACUCGGUAGUUUUUCCUCUGAUGUGUAAGUUAUCUGGAACGUGCUGUGUCCUGCGAUGUCCCUGAUGUACUGUGCAGGCACGGUGCCUCCGUCUCAUCGCGCAGCUGCGCGCCCUUGUGUGACCCUCCUCAUAAAGGCACUUUACAGCUUCAUGUUUCAUCCAUUGUCACUUUUUUUUAAACUGCUGAUGUAAAUGGAAUUUUAAAAGCAGAGUUCUUUAUUGUAUGGAUGAAGUUUGAAUAAAUAUCAGCAACUUCUGCCAUCUGCCUUUGUCUGUCAAGACACAGAACAUCUUAGCGGUCAGGGUUUCCAGGGCUGCAGUGCGCCAUGCUUGCACCUGGCAAGUCAUUGUUGAGACAGAAAAGAAGCCUGCAGUGAGCAGGGCCCAGUGUGCGGCUCAGGCACCAACCAACCCCUUUGCUUUCUUCUGUCAGACAGCGAUGAUAACAAAACAGCAACAAGGUUGUGCGUGUCGGAAACGCAAAGGCAGCAGAGGAAGCGUAGAGGAACCAUUACAGAAUCACAAUGCAGCCAAUACGCUCCAGACCAGGAAAGGGAGCGUAAAGAGAGGGUAUUGAUGCAGUAGAAGAAGGGAAGGGUGGAGAAAUGGGACAGCAUGGUGAACAGGAAACAACAUAUGACAGAAGAGACAGCCCAGAUGUGUCUGACUCACAACAGACAUCAUCUUACGUUGGCCUCCUGGAAGAGCCUCAGAUCAGACAUGACAAGUCACUGCUUAGAGACCAUCAAGCAAAAUUAUAUAAAGAUUGAAGAUUUAAAAUAAAAGAAGACAGAACAGACAAACACUAACCAUAAGAAAGCUGAUGUAGCAGUAUCAACAUGAAAUGGAAUUCAGGACAGUUCAUAGAGUAAAGGGGGGCUGCAUGGCAAUCAGGAACUCGUAAGCAACUGACUGUAAAGCUCAAAACACAGCAAAGUUGGCAGUCGGGGUGAGAUGUUGACUGUCACGAAAAGUGAUGCCUGUUUGUCCCUAAGCAGAGAAAUCUGCGUUAUUUUCCAGCACACAUGGAGCACAAGCAAAAUAUUUACAGAACAAUGGCAAGAUCAUUGAAACAGUGUUUGGCAAUUUAAAAGCUUGUUUCUAACUCACGGGAUGCGGGGAGUCGGCUCUCUAGAACUGGACUGAGUGCGCAGAGCCACGUGAGGAAACAGCCAUGGCCAGCUCAGAUUGGCGUCGACAGCUUAGUGGUGUCUGAUUUUAUACACGACAAAACAAACGACUAAACCAUUUAAGCCAAAAAAUAAGACCAGCGUAACCCAAAGAAAGUAUUUAAAUACUUCUGUCAAUUAGGACAGUUGAGAAAAGAGAAUAACAAAAUCAAAAGUAAAACUCAAACUUUGUACCUGAAAAAUCCAAUAAAACUGACUAAUUUAUAGAAAACCUAAGACAUUCCAUAUCAAAUAAAAAUUUUUAAAUAUGA